Molecule: messenger RNA, 3135 nt
Organism: Folsomia candida
Lineage: Eukaryota; Metazoa; Arthropoda; Collembola; Entomobryomorpha; Isotomidae
Exons: 2
Coding region: 298-2700 (800 amino acids)
Source: RefSeq, a predicted model, not a curated record
UUCUCCACAAGGACAAACCAAAAAGGAGUAAUAAAUAAAAAUAACAUAGUAACCAUUUCUUGGUAACCAUAUAUUUGUUAACAUUUUCCUCAGUAACUAUUUUACCUGGAACUGGACUGGUACUGGUACUAUAAAAACUAAUCAUUUUCUUAGUGAGUGUAUUAAAGUGCAUGCAAACGACAAGGGUAUAAUUUCAGGCCAGUUUAUCCCAACUUCAAAUCAGAAAAUAGUAUUUAUUUUUAACAUUAUUUUUUUGACAAGUGCAACGAACUAUUGAAUAUAACAUUUCAGUAACGAAUGCAAGUCUCUGCAAUGUCUAAAAAUUGUCACAAAUUGGAAAUAUGGACAUCAAUUCUAAUUGUCUGUCUCGUAUCCUCGGUAAAAAGCAGCAAACCUAAUCAAGAUCCAGAGAAUGGCUGCAAACUUCACAGCUACGAUAAAAUAACUUGCACUGGAAACUUCAACUUUUCAAUCUUUUCGGAAGCAGAAUUUAAAAUCAAGGUCUUGGACAGGUACAAGUUGGAAAUUUUUAACACUUCGCUGAAAACAGUUGAUGAAAGUACGUUCCGAGGAAAUGGAAACAUUUUAAAUUAUUAUACAAUUUUAGUACAAAAUGCUACCCAAUUAAAUUCCAUCCAUCCCAACUCGUUCGCCAGCUCGAAGCAUAUUUUAUCAGAAUUCCGUGCAAUUGACACCGCCCUUCCCAGAAAUUUUGGUGAUGAUGAGUUUGUCUUGUUCACAAAUUUGCAACAAGUUUACGUCGGGGACGAGACUCGUUGCCCAGAAGAUGACACGAUAUUGCUUCCUUGCACGUGCAGAUUUGGGGAUUUAGGACGAACAGUGCUCUCCGGACUGUAUGGAACAACUUCGUCAUUAAGCGAUGGUGUAGGAAAAACAACGGCAAUUCGAUGUGAUUCCGACCUCAUCACAGGGACAGAAUUGUCAGAAAUAUUUUCAAAAAUUUCAAAGUCAAACCACACCCCCAAAUAUUUUGACUCCAUCACCAUCCGAAAUUCAAACAUCACUUCACUUCCGUCCCACCUUUUUCAGAACGUGACAUUUGGUCGUGUCAAGUUGUACGAGGUCCAAAACUUAAAACAACUUCACCCUUCAGUGUUUCAUGGGCAGGAAGGGAUUCAAGCUUUGGAAAUUGAAAAGGCAAACUUUACCGGAGCUAGUGAAUCCACAACACUUGAUAUUUUCAAGGCGCUCAAAUCUCUCAAAAAUGUACGGAAAAUGCGCUUAUCCAACUGCGGCAUUCCGUUUAUUCCUGCCAACACGGACAAUUCGACAAGCUGUACGAAAUUAAGGAUUUUGAGCAUUUCCUUUGAUCGGAGAGAACACAAGAGUGGGGUUUCACACGUAGGAAGCUAUGCAUUCUCAUGGGCACCGAAUCUCAUGCAGUUGGGCCUUACUAAAAAUUACAUCAGCUCCUUCAAAUCGUUCUCUUUUGGUUUCCACGUUCCAUCAGAAAAUGGGCUUGCAGUUGACAUUAGUGGAAACCCCUUUAAUGACUCGGAUGGACUUGAACCAAACGCAUUUUCUGGGUCGAAGAGACAAAUUUCUAUUAAAUUUGAAAUCGAUUCCUUCGCCGCGUCCGACCCUGCGAACGAUCCAGUCUUAAAUUAUCUCCCUGAAAACGUAUUUCGUCCCUUUUUGGAGGAAAAUGUGAACAACACUUACAGCGUUGAUUAUUAUAAUGUCGACAUUUAUUGUGACUGUCGUAGUGCGUGGAUGUUUGAGAUGACUUCGGGCCUACUGAAAAGUAGGGUCAAGGCCGGAUUGCGCAUUACGAGAGUUCAAGGAAAUUUGGUUGAUGGUGAAUAUUCUUCCAUCCAAUGCAAGUCACAAAGUUCGUUCGAGUGUUUCCCAAAUUGUGUGAUAUAUCCGGAUUACCAGCUCUUGCAUUGUGGUAGAUUUCAAGAUGGAUUUAAAAUUGAGGAAUUUAUACACGGACAGGAAUCCUAUAACAUUUCUAAAUUGUUGAUUUCUGCCAAAAAUGUUACUACUUUGGGAUACGAUUCGAUUGGGAAUGUGUCUUUCAAUGAGAUCAGUUUAACAGAUUGUCCUCAACUGGAAUUUAUUCAUCCCACUACCUUCGUCUCAUCCGAUGCAUCACUGAAGAGCUUUACAGCAACCAACACCAAUUUACAAAAUUUCCCAAACUUUGCUAAUUUCCAUUACCUUUCUUUUGUUCGCUUAGCUACAGGUUUCUCUGUUAAUUCCUCCAAUUUUGAUUAUAGUACUAGUGAAAAAGGUCACAAGGUUGGACAAGAUUUGACGAUUUCUCUUGGCACAGGAAAAAUUCAUCCUGACUCGUUCACAAAACUAAAUCCCAAGCAAAAUGUUACCCUGAUCAUCACAGACCAGACAGAGGAGUACAGUACAAUUGGUGAGAUUGUCAGAUGCACCCCAUCCAAUUUAGAACUUGAAUCGGCAAUUUUUAAACCAUUUUUGAAUAUGAAUCCUGGAAACCGUAUUACGUCGAAAUGUUACAUUGAAUGUUCUUGCAAAGUCAAAUGGAUGUCCGAUGAGUGGGAUGUGAUUAAAGAACAAGUCCAAAUCUGGCUAUCGGAAUAUGUUGGACCUAUGUUUUACUGUGUCCGACCCGGUGCAAAUAUCACUGCAAAUCCUGACACGUUUUUUGGGUUUAAUUCAAAAGAGUUUGUGCAGGAAAAAUAUUUUAAGGAAAAUUGUUAAAUAUUGUUGAAAUUGGAUUUUAAAUUUUUGUAUUUAUUCCCAAAUUUCAAUGCAUCGUAUCAUGGUUCAGACUGCCCAUUAAAACGUUCUCAUGAGAGCAAAAAUUACUUUUUGACCAUUUUAACUGGAGCACCAGUUUUGAUAAGUAUCUAAAACCUUGAAAAAUGCAAUUUCAUAUGGACUUUGCAUGUAAAAAAUUGAAAUAAAAAAAGUGAUUGGCUAACAAAUGAGGGACUCUUUCUUUCAUGAACAUUUUAAACUGUGUGGCGUAUUGAAACUACAUAUGUAUGUAUGAAUUAGUGCACCAAGGUGUUUUUUCACCGCAUGUUUUUUUUGAAAAAUUUCCAAUUGAAAAAAAUUCUAAAUUUUAAAUUGUAGAUAUAUCUAUGUACUUUUGUGUACCUACAUACAUAGAAUAAAUACCUUAAAACUGAA